GGGCGGGGUUGUGCGUUAUGGGGUGGCUGGGCGCUGGUAUAAAGGACUGGGUGGCUGCUGCGGUUGUGUCGGGGCACAUCCUACAUACUGUAUACUGGUUCUUUUGCAGGACUGUUGGGGAUUUGAGCCUGCCUUGGCUUGGUGAGUUGCUUGUUUAAGACUUGUGUUAUCUAGGCACACGCACUCACACUCGCACGAACACUGCCGCUACCUCCUACACCUCAGUUAUCCAUCCAUCUAUUCAGCCAUCCUGGCGCAAGCGCAAAGCACAACAAGGACGACGACCGCAAACACCAAACCACAAUAACAACAUCAACAACAACAAACACACAAACCCAAGCAAUGUCCCGCACCAAACCAUCGCUUCCCCCUCCACCACCACCGCGACAGAUACAAACACCUCAACCAAACACCCCCCACACAGCCCUAGGCCUCCUUUUCGCACUGGCACUUCACCUCGCCAUCUACGUCGCCAGCACUCCAGGCGGGAAUUUCCUGCCUGCGCCGCCGCUAUUGUGUUGGGCCGCGCAUGGGGUUGUCGUGGUUGUAGUUGUGAGGAGUUUUUGGGGGCGUGGGUGGUAAGGGAAUAAGGGGUGUGUAGGAGAAUGUUGGGAGAUGGGGAUGGGUAGAUACGAAGUUGGUUUGAAAUGAUGUAUGCAGUAUCUGGAAGUAGAGGUCCUUAAGAUUCUACUGACAUGCCCUUUGCGUUCACUGCGGAGUUAUAGCAGUAGCAAGGCUGUAGAUGCGGGUAGGUAGUAGUGUGUUUGAUUUCACUGGUUUCAGUUCGAGAAAGAAGGAGACGUUGCGCGCUUAUACUCGCUCUUUCUUACACUUUUGCAACUCCUUUGUCCAAUUUUCAUGAUAUCGAUCC
Molecule: messenger RNA, 871 nt
Organism: Aplosporella prunicola CBS 121167
Lineage: Eukaryota; Fungi; Ascomycota; Dothideomycetes; Botryosphaeriales; Aplosporellaceae
Exons: 2
Coding region: 343-582 (79 amino acids)
Source: RefSeq, a predicted model, not a curated record